Molecule: messenger RNA, 1158 nt
Organism: Tribolium madens (black flour beetle)
Lineage: Eukaryota; Metazoa; Arthropoda; Insecta; Coleoptera; Tenebrionidae
Product: peptidoglycan-recognition protein SC1a-like
Exons: 2
Coding region: 158-841 (227 amino acids)
Biological process (GO): peptidoglycan catabolic process
Molecular function (GO): N-acetylmuramoyl-L-alanine amidase activity; zinc ion binding
Source: RefSeq, a predicted model, not a curated record
UCAUUUUGUGUACUGUUUAUUCGCAGUAUCAAGCUGAAUCAUACCAUAAUAACAUCGCGGGGAUUUUUCUGAAAUCCACACAUUAUAUAAAUCUCUGCUGAGUUUAAAUUAACAUUAGUUUCUUUUGUAAUGUUACUUCAAUCACUACCAACCAAUUAUGGUGUUUAUCGCAACAAAUGAAGAGCAAAAACAAAAUAAACAAAAGGUGAUCCUCGACCUCAAAAUCAUUGCAUAUUUUCUCGUUAUAUUUUUGGCUAUGUUGGCUACUAUUUUCGCUUUUUCGGCCCUUAAAAAUCAUCACAAUGUGGCCAGCGACGAUUUUUUAAUCCUCCCAUACGACGGAUGGCCAACUUUUUUCAACCGAGAACAAUGGGGUGCCAAACCUGCACUUAACCAAACCCAACUCCAACACCCAGUGGAUUUAGUAAUAGUCGCACAUACCGUCACCACAUUUUGCCGGAAUUUCGAACAGUGUUCAGAAAUUAUUACAUCUAUGCAAAAUUAUCAUUUCAAUUUAAAAAUGACAGACAUUGGGUAUAAUUUUCUAAUUGGAGGUGAUGGAAAUAUUUAUGAAGGACGAGGUUGGGAUUUUGUUACUUUUCAAAAUAAUCACUCGAUUAGUGUUAGUUUUAUCGGUAAUUUUCUGGCGGAUGAGUUAAAUUUAUAUAUGAUUGAUGCUUUUCAUCAACUGAUGAUUGACGGUGUUAAAGAAGGAAAAUUGAGUAAAGAUUAUAAAAUAGUGUGUCAUAAUCAAACUAAAGCAACGUUAAGUCCAGGUGAAAAUGUGUAUAAAGUGGUGAAAAUGUGGCCGCAUUUUCGCCCUGGAAUAUUACAAAACUAAUCUAACAACUAGCAGUGUUAACUCGAUUGACCUUCCAUCAAUGCAUCAAUGUUGAUACAAGAUAUUUUUUUUUUAACAAAAUAAUGUGUAUUUUGUUAAUUGAUGAAUUUCAAUUCAAACCAGUCGAACAAGUUUCACGUUAUGAAUAAAUAUAAUAUAUCCAUGUUUAACUGUGAUCAGUGGCGUUGCUUUUGUAAGCAAUAAAAAAAUCUUAAAAAGCUAAACCAAAAUUCUAAUGUUGACAUAUUUAGCUUUAAUACCUUCAAUAAUUACUAAAAUAAAUUCAUUACAAUACAAUGAUUUUUUUUAUUGCAUUA